AUGUUCCGGCGACUACUUAUCCUUCGCCUUCUCUUUUUACUUCCCGUCGUUUCAUCAAAGUCCAAUCAUAAAAGAGAAGUCGAGAAUCUUCUCAAGUUGAAAUCCGUAUUUGCAAAAACAGAAUCAAACGACGUUUUCUCCACCUGGACUAAUCACCAGAACUCGGCUUGUGAAUUCGCCGGAAUCGUCUGCAACUCCAUCGGAAACGUCGUCGAGAUCAACCUAGGAAGCCGGAGUUUGAUCAACGGAGACGACGACAGUAGCUCCGAUCUUCCUUUCGAUUCAAUCUGCGAUUUGAAGUUUCUGGAGAAGCUUGUUCUUGGAAACAACUUCUUGCGUGGCCGGAUUCUUAAGAGUCUAAGUAACUGUAAUCGCCUGAGAUACUUAGACCUCGGAAUCAACAAUUUCUCCGGCGAGUUUCCGACGAUCGAUUCAUUGCGUUUUCUCGAGUUCUUGAGCCUAAACGCCUCUGGAAUCUCCGGGAAGUUUCCAUGGAAUUCUCUGAAACGCCUGAAGAGAUUGAGUUUCUUAAGCGUCGGAGAUAACCAUUUCGAACCGCAUCCAUUUCCCGGAGAGAUUCUCAAUCUCACCGCCUUGAAUUGGAUUUAUCUGAGUAACAGCAGCAUCUCCGGUAAGAUUCCGGAGGGAAUCAAGAAUCUUGUUCGUCUACAAAAUCUUGAGCUCUCUGAUAACGAAAUCUCCGGCGAGAUUCCGAAAGGGAUAGUUCAUCUCAGAAAACUUAAGCAGCUUGAGAUUUACAACAAUUACUUGAGCGGUAAGUUACCAUUAGGGUUUGGGAAUUUGACGAAUUUGAGGAGCUUCGACGCUUCCAACAACUUGUUAGAUGGUGAUUUGUCAGAGCUCAGGUCUUUAAAGAGCCUUGUUUCUCUUGGAUUGUUCGAAAAUCGACUAACCGGUGAGAUCCCAAAAGAGUUUGGAGAUUUCAAAUGUUUAGCUGCUCUGUCUCUUUACAGAAACCAGCUCACGGGGAAGCUUCCGGAGAAACUCGGAUCUUGGACAGGUUUUCAUUACAUAGACGUGUCUGAAAACUUCUUGGAAGGUCAGAUUCCUUCAGAUAUGUGCAAGAAAGGAGCAAUGACGCAUCUUCUGAUGUUACAAAACAGAUUCACAGGACAAUUCCCAGAGAGCUAUGCUAAAUGUAAGACUCUGAUUCGUAUUCGUGUAAGCAAUAAUUCUCUUUCUGGUGUGGUUCCUCCUGGGAUUUGGGGUUUACCUAAUCUCCACUUUCUUGAUUUUGCUUCAAACCGUUUUGAAGGAACUCUCACUGAUGAUAUUGGUUUUGCCAAGUCUCUUGGCUCUUUAGAUUUGAGCAGAAAUUGGUUUUCAGGUUCUCUACCGUCUCAGAUCUCUGGAGCUACCUCGCUAGUGUCUGUUAAUAUUCGUAUGAAUAAGUUUUCCGGGCAAAUCCCUGACUCUUUCGGAAAAUUCAAGGAGCUUGUGAGUCUUUAUCUUGACCAGAAUAAUCUAUCUGGUGCUAUACCAGAGUCACUAAGCCUGUGCACAUCUCUGGCUGAUCUAAACCUCGCUGGUAAUUCACUCUCUGGUAACAUCCCUGAAAGUUUUGGAUCUUUAAAGUUGCUGAAUUCUCUGAAUCUGUCAAGAAACAAACUAUCAGGAACGAUUCCGGUUGGUUUAUCGUCUCUUAAGCUGAGCUUACUUGACUUAUCCGGCAACGAAUUAACCGGUUCUGUUCCUGAACCACUCAAAACCGGAAGCUUUGAAGGAAAUUCAGGGCUAUGCAGCUCAGAGAUCGCAUAUCUUCAGCCAUGUCUAUGUGGAAAACCUCUCGGCCACGAGGGGAAAGCAAAACACUUGUCUAAAUUGGAGAUCUGUUCCAUCGUUGCUGUGGUAUUCGCUUUGUUUCUUCUAUUCUGUAACGUGAUCUUCAAGAUAAACCGAGAUAGGUCAAGUCGAACGGCUCAAAAGAAGAACAACUGGGUACUGAGCUCUUUCCGGUUACUAAACUUGAAUGAAAUGGAAAUAAUCGAUGAGAUCAAGUCAGAGAAUCUCAUAGGCAGAGGUGGUCAACGGAAUGUGUACAGAGUAACCCUAAAAAACGGCGAAACACUAGCCGUUAAACACAUAUGGGGACGAGAGAUUUGCAACGAAAGCUUCAGAAGCUCAACAGGAAUGUUAAGCGCCAGAAACAACAACAACAACAAUAACAAAGAGUUCGAGGCAGAAGUUGCAACAUUAAGCAAUGUAAAACACAUAAACGUUGUGAAGUUGUUCUGCAGCAUAACGAGUGAAGACAGCAAGUUGCUUGUGUAUGAGUUUAUGCCUAAUGGAAGCUUGUGGGAACAGCUACACGAGCGUCGUGGUGAGCAAGAGAUUGGAUGGCGUGUGAGACAAGCUAUAGCUUUAGGAGCUGCUAGAGGGUUAGCGUAUCUACACCAUGGGUUAGAUCGGCCUGUGAUACAUCGUGACGUGAAGUCCAGCAAUAUAUUGCUUGAUGAAGAAUGGAGACCGAGGAUUGCUGAUUUUGGACUGGCUAAAAUCAUUCAGCCUGAUUCUGUUCAACAAGAUUUCUCUGCUCCACUCGUUAAAGGAACUCUCGGUUACAUUGCCCCUGAAUGUGCAUACACUACAAACGUGAGCGAAAAGAGCGACGUAUACAGCUUCGGUGUGGUGCUAAUGGAGUUGGUGACGGGGAAGAAACCAGUGGAAGCAGAGUUCGGCGAGAACAGAGAUAUCGUCAUGUGGGUUUGGAGCAGGAGCAAGGAGAUGAACAGAGAGAGGAUGAUGGAAUUAGUAGAUCCGAUUAUAGAAGAUGAAUACAAGAAGGAUGCUCUUAGAGUGUUGACCAUUGCUUUGAUAUGUACGAACAAGUCUCCACAGGUUAGACCGUUUAUGAAAUCAGUGGUUUCCAUGCUGGAGAAAACAGAGCCUUCUUGCAACAACAACAACAAUGGAGAAGCAAGUUACGUUGUGAGUGAUAGUGAUGAGAUUACUGAAGUUUUGUAG
This is a messenger RNA of Eutrema salsugineum, 2985 nucleotides long. Its product is annotated as receptor-like protein kinase HAIKU2. The record is from RefSeq and is a predicted model, not a curated record. Gene Ontology annotation, biological process: protein phosphorylation. Bases 1 to 2985 code for a protein of 994 amino acids. Gene Ontology annotation, molecular function: protein kinase activity; ATP binding; receptor serine/threonine kinase binding. Lineage: Eukaryota; Viridiplantae; Streptophyta; Magnoliopsida; Brassicales; Brassicaceae. The transcript is spliced from 2 exons.